GAACGUCGGAGCUCAUUGUCUACAGUUUCAUAAAUAUUUACUGACUGAUAUCAAUUAUAAAUAAAUUUUUCUGACGUUUUCUCAGUUCGAUCCUUUUUGGUAUAUUUCCAUUCUUAGAAAUCACAAAACAAAGUCAACAUGUCAGGGUCUAGAAGAAAAACACUCCUCAAAGUUAUUAUUCUGGGGGACAGCGGAGUUGGUAAAACUUCAUUGAUGAACCAGUUUGUCAACAAGAAGUUUAGUAACCAAUACAAAGCCACAAUCGGUGCAGAUUUUUUGACAAGGGAAGUCAUGGUUGAUAAUAAACUUGUCACAUUGCAGAUUUGGGAUACUGCAGGUCAAGAACGUUUUCAGAGUUUAGGUGUAGCAUUCUACAGGGGAGCUGAUUGCUGUGUUCUCGCAUUUGAUGUGACUGUUGCAAGCACGUUCAAAAAUUUAGAUAGUUGGAGGGAUGAGUUUCUCAUUCAAGCGAGUCCCAGGGAUUCAGAACAUUUUCCUUUUGUGGUUAUUGGCAACAAAAUUGAUCUUGAAAAUAGAGCUGUAACUGCAAAGCGAGCACAGCAAUGGUGUGAGAUGAAAAAUCAUGCUCCAUAUUUUGAAACAAGUGCAAAAGAUGCCAUUGGAGUUGAGCAGGCAUUUCAAACAGUUGCACGAAAUGCUCUGGCCCAAGAGGCCGACUCAGAAAUGUACAAUGAAUUUCCUGAACCAAUCACAUUAACUGGCAACCCUGGCAAUAAUCAAGGCUCUGGAUCAAACUGUUCAUGCUGAGUUGUAUGUAUGCUGGUGAGUGGUCAGGGUUUAUGAUGAGGUGUGUGGCUGUUGGUGGGUGGUCAGGAUUCGUGAUGAGGCGUGUGGAUGUUGGUGGGUGGUCAGGGUUCGUGAUGAAGUGUGUGGAUGUUGGUGGGUAAUAGCUGAUUUUUGAAGAAAAUAGCUGGUAUUCAUGUUAGUUUGAGAAAAACAUUUUUUUGUCUAUUGUAAUAUGAUGUUAUAUAUAAACUUUUAUCACUGUUGUCACUUAUUUUAUUAAGAUAAUGUUAUCAAUGUUAUAAUUUAUUGCCAUAUAUUAUCUUAUCAUUAUUUUCAAUAUUACUUUUUAUGUUAUUUAACAAUUUUUUAAUUUCAUUAUGAAAUGUUUUCUGGUGCUCAGUAAUUACCAUGGGCUGGUAAAAACGACUGAUGAGUUAAUUUGUUACUAACAGCUUUGUAAUUAUAAUUAUUAUAAUUUUGCUUGUCAUUAUGAAAAGUUACCGACCAUUCAUGUCUACCAUUGAUAUGAUUUGGUACUCAUUUCAAUGAUAGGCUAAAUUGUUUUCAUAUUGGGACUUGUGAAAAUAUUAUUAAUUGUGAAAUCAGGUUCAUUAUCAGUGUUUUUU
Messenger RNA from Helobdella robusta, 1373 nucleotides. RefSeq lists its product as hypothetical. NCBI's taxonomy places the organism in Eukaryota, Metazoa, Annelida, Clitellata, Rhynchobdellida, Glossiphoniidae. Gene Ontology annotation, cellular component: lysosome; phagocytic vesicle; late endosome. The transcript has 5 exons. Gene Ontology annotation, molecular function: GTP binding; GTPase activity. The record is from RefSeq and is a predicted model, not a curated record. Gene Ontology annotation, biological process: endosome to lysosome transport; phagosome-lysosome fusion. The coding region runs from base 139 to 768 and encodes 209 amino acids.